Didymosphaeria variabile is the source of this 5175-nucleotide messenger RNA. RefSeq names its product DNA-directed RNA polymerase II core subunit rpo21 (gene RPO21). The record is from RefSeq and is a predicted model, not a curated record. Gene Ontology annotation, cellular component: RNA polymerase II, core complex. Lineage: Eukaryota; Fungi; Ascomycota; Dothideomycetes; Pleosporales; Didymosphaeriaceae. The transcript is spliced from 3 exons. Gene Ontology annotation, biological process: transcription by RNA polymerase II. Bases 1 to 5175 code for a protein of 1724 amino acids. Gene Ontology annotation, molecular function: DNA binding.
AUGCCUCCGGGAGCCCCCGUCGUCUCGAAGUGCCCGCUGCGCACUAUCAAGGAGAUUCAGUUCGGGCUGCUCUCACCCGAGGAGAUCAAGUCCAUGAGUGUCGUUCACAUCCUCUACCCUGAGACCAUGGACGAAGAAAAGCAGCAGGCUCGUGUCCAAGGUCUUAAUGAUAGCCGGCUUGGAAGCAUCGAUCGCAGUUUUGUCUGUGGCACAUGCCAGGAAGACAUGCAGACCUGCCCAGGGCAUUUUGGCCACAUUGAGUUGGCCGUGCCCGUGUUCCAUGUUGGUUUUGUUGUGAAGAUCAAAAAGCUACUCGAGACAGUGUGCCACAACUGUGGUCUAAUCUUGGCUGACUUCAAUCACCCAGAUUGGAAUACCGCUAUCAAGAUCAAGGACCCCAAAAAGCGCUUUGACAUGAUCUGGCGACUUUCCAAGGGGCGGAAGAACUGCGAGAACAACCCAGCGGACUCAGCUGAUAAGAACCCGAAGCAGCCCCACGGUGGUUGUGGUAACCGGAUGCCCGAUUCUAUCAAGAAGGAGGGUAUGAAGUUGACUGCCUCGUACAAGCCGCGGAAAGACGAGGAAGAGAGCAAAGACACCGAGAAGAAGGAAAUCAGACCGCAAGAUGCGCUCAACACAUUCCGACACCUCAGCGACAACACACUCGGUCUGCUCGGCCUGAAUGUCGACUAUGCCCGCCCUGAGUGGAUGAUCCUCACCGUGCUUCCCGUGCCCCCGCCUCCAGUCCGUCCUAGUAUUUCGGUAGAUGGCACUGGCCAAGGUGCGCGUGGUGAAGACGAUCUGACCUACAAAUUGGGCGACAUUAUCCGUGCCAACAGCAACGUGAAGAAGGCGCAUGCAGAAGGUGCUGCGCAGCACGCUAUACAGGAGUACGAGCAGCUACUGCAAUAUCACAUUGCGACUUACAUGGACAAUGACGCGAACGGUGUACCCCAGGCGAUGCAAAAGUCUGGUCGCCCGCUUAAAACCAUUCGUGGCCGCUUAAAGGGCAAGGAGGGUCGUCUACGAGGCAACUUGAUGGGCAAGCGUGUAGACUUUUCGGCUCGCACUGUCAUCACGGGCGAUCCCAAUUUGUCGUUGGAUCAGGUUGGCGUGCCGCGCUCAAUUGCUAGGACUUUGACGUAUCCCGAAACUGUAACCAAGUUCAACAUCGGCAAAUUGUCGCAGCUGGUGCGCAACGGCCCUACCAACCAUCCCGGAGCCAAUUUCGUCAUCAAAUCCGACGGUGUACGCCUUGAUCUCAAACACAACAAAAACCUGAGCGAGUUGCAAUUGGCAUAUGGCUGGAAGGUUGAACGUCAUAUCAACGACGACGAUGUCAUCAUCUUCAACCGACAGCCAUCUCUGCACAAGGAAUCCAUGAUGGGCCAUCGUGUCAAGGUCAUGCCAUAUUCGACUUUCCGCUUGAAUCUGUCCGUCACGUCACCCUACAAUGCUGAUUUCGAUGGUGACGAGAUGAACCUGCACGUACCGCAGAGCGAUGAAACGCGCGCUGAGGUUAAGAAUCUGUGCAUGGUUCCGCUACAAAUCGUCUCACCUCAGGGAAAUAAACCACUCAUGGGUAUUGUGCAAGAUACCUUGUGUGGUAUCUUCAAGAUGACUCACACAGAUGUCUUCCUCACCCGAGAGCAAGUCAUGCCUCUCAUGAUGUGGGUACCAGACUGGGAUGGCCUUCUUCCUCCUCCGGCUAUUCUGAGACCGAAACCUCGUUGGACCGGUAAGCAGAUCAUCAGCUUCGCGUUCAAGGACGACCUCAACCUCGUGCAAUCGAGUGAUUCUGCGGAUGAUAAGUUCAACGAUUUUAGCGGUAAAUCUGUCAUUGUCCAUGGAGGUGAAGUGGUAAUGGGCCAAAUUGUCAAGAAGCAAGUCGGCGCUUCUCCUGGUGGUGUCGUCCACAUAGUAUACAACGAACACGGCCCGCAGGCAGCGGUGGACUUCUUCAAUGCUGCGCAGCGCAUCGUCGCCUACUGGUUCCUUCACAAUGGAUUCAGUAUCGGUGUUGGAGAUGCUGUCCCCGACAAGGCUACGUCCGAUAAGAUUGUGGAGGCUGUAAACAAAGCCAAGGCUGAAGUCGCAGAGGUUCUGAAGCUCGCAACUUCGGACAAACUAGAACCGAACCCUGGUAUGACUCUACGAGGCACAUUCGAAGCCAAAGCACAGAAAGCUCUCAAUGAAGGACGUGAGGCUGGUGGUACUGCAGCCAAGGACAACCUGAAGCCCUUCAACAACGUCGUCCAAACAGUCACUUCUGGUUCCAAGGGUUCGAACGUCAACAUCGCCCAGAUGGUGUCCCUUGUCGGUCAACAGGCCGUCGAAGGUAAUCGUAUUCCCUUCGGAUUCAAAUACCGCACGCUUCCACAUUUUACAAAGGACGAUUACUCCCCCGAAUCGCGAGGGUUCAUUGAGAACUCUUAUCUACGUGGACUUACUCCGACUGAGUUCUUCUUCCACGCCAUGGCCGGUCGUGAGGGUCUCAUUGACACUGCAGUCAAGACCGCAGAAACUGGUUACAUCCAGCGUCGUUUGGUCAAAGCACUUGAAGACGUCAUGGUCAAGUAUGACGGCACUGUUCGUAAUUCCAUGGGUGACAUUGUCGAAUUUGUUUACGGUGAAGACGGUCUCGACGGUGCAAAGGUCGAGAAACAGACCAUUGACACGGUGCCACUUUCUCGAAAGAAGUUUGAAAAUGACUACAGGAUGGAUGUGAUGAGUGACAAGCCACCUAUCCCUGCCGAUGUGCUGGAGGUUGCCAACGAGAUCCAAGGCGAUACUGAGGUUGGCCAAUACCUGGAUGAAGAAUUCGCUCAGCUUGAAGAGGAUCGCAAAUUCUUGCGACAGGGAAUGAAGACCGAUAAGAAGGAAGUCUACCUACCUCUCCACAUCAGCCGCAUUGUGGACAAUGCCAAGACUCGAUUCGCGAUCAAGAAUUCUCAACGAAGUGAUCUCCACCCGAUAGAGGUUAUCAAUGGUGUCCGCGACCUGCUCGAGAAGCUCAUCGUCAUUCGAGGUGACGAUCUGCUCACUUUGGAGGCCCAGAAGAGCGCUACUAUGCUCUUCAAAUGUCUUCUGCGGUCUCGUUUAGCCUUCAAGCGCCUGGUCACCCAGGAUCACUUGAAUAAGCUCGCCUUCAAUCACAUCAUUGGCGAAAUUGCGGAUCGCUUCCUGAGGGCUGCCGUUCACCCUGGAGAAAUGGUGGGUGUGAUUGCAGCCCAAUCCAUCGGAGAACCUGCAACACAGAUGACUCUGAAUACCUUCCAUUUUGCUGGUGUGUCUUCUAAGAAUGUCACUCUUGGUGUUCCUCGCCUGAAAGAAAUCCUCAACAUUGCCGCCAACAUCAAGACGCCCAGUAUGUUGAUCAAGCAGAGCCACCCGCAACAUUCGCAACAGACUGCGAAGGAACUUCGAAGCCGGAUCGAACAUACAACUCUUCGAUCGUUGACGCACUCUGUUGAGUUAUAUUAUGACCCUGAUCCAAGGAUUACAUUGAUCGAGGCCGAUCAAGAUUUGCUCGAAACAGCUUUCUUGGUUGAUGACGAAGACACGGCGUCACAGUCCAAAUGGCUGCUUCGUAUUGUUCUGGACCGGAAGCAUCUGCUGGAUAAAAACCUCGAUAUACGGGAAGUAUCUGCAAGGAUCCAAGAAGAAUUUGCUCCCAACAUCGCUGUCAUCACAGCAGAUCCCAACGAUGACGAGCAGGUGUUGCGCGUACGGUUUAAAUGGGAUCAACAUCUCAGGAAAGACGAGGACGACGAAGAAGACCGGGAUGAACGAUGGAUGCGCAAGCUCGCCGUUCAUUUGUUGGACGAUGUUACGCUGCGCGGAGUCAAGGGCAUCGAGCGUGCCUUUAUCCGUACCGAGCAGAAGGUUUUCGAACAAGAGGACGAGUCUCUGAUUCUAAAGAAGGAUGAUGAUCGCUGCGUGGAAUGGGUCUUGGAUACCACAGGUAUCGCCCUGGCCGAGGUGCUGUCCGUAGAGGGCGUAGACGCAUCUAGCUCUUACUCCAACUCGUUCAUCGAGGUUCUCGGCGUUCUCGGUAUCGAAGCUGCGCGGGCUGGUCUCUUGAAGGAACUGUCGAACGUCUUGGAGUUUGACGGUUCGUACGUCAACCAUCGUCACAUGGCUAUUCUCGUCGACAUCAUGACCCAACGUGGUCUCCUCAUGGCCAUCACGCGCCACGGCAUUAAUCGCGGUGACACUGGCGCACUCAUGCGCUGCUCCUUCGAAGAGACGGUAGAGAUCCUGCUCGAAGCCGCUGGCUACGGUGAGCUGGACGACUGCCGCGGUGUGUCCGAAAAUAUCAUGCUUGGCCAGCUUGCACCAAUGGGCACAGGAGAGUUCGAGGUUGUCAUGGAUAGCCAAAUGUUGCUCACUAUGGUCGAGGACAACUCUCGUAUGCGCACCGGUGCCACUGGAAACUAUUAUGACAACGGCGCUGCAACUCCUUACGAUCUUGGCUCUCCAACUUACGAAGGCGGCAUGAGUGGUCCGUCUUACAGCGCGGAGUUCUCGCCUCUGGCAGCUCCAGAAGGGAACUUUGGUGGUAUGAGCGAGUACGCUCCGCAGUACGGUGACGGUGGUUUCAGCCCGUAUGCUGGAACUCGCAGCCCUGGCAUGGCAGGCGCUAUGAGUCCCUUCAGCGGUGGCGCAAGCCCCUCUUCGCCAUCCUUCUCUCCAUCCUCCCCUCAGUACUCGCCCACGUCUCCAGGCAUGACCAGUCCACGUUUUGGCGCCACCUCCCCCGGCUACAACCCCACGAGCCCGUACUCGCCCACUUCGCCUCAAUUCUCGCCGACGUCACCUGGAGGAUUCUCUCCGACGUCUCCAAGCUACUCGCCUACAUCCCCGGGAUACUCGCCUACGUCUCCGCAAUGGAGCCCUACCUCGCCUGCGCAAGCUGCCGCUCGUAGCGCCACCUCUCCGGGUGGCGGCUGGAGCCCCACAUCUCCACAAUAUAGUCCAACCUCUCCAAUGUACAGCCCGACGAGCCCACAGUUCAACAGCGGUGACAGGCGUUCGCCUGCUUCACCAACGUCGCCUUCGUACAGCCCGACAAGCCCCAUGGGCCAGUACAGUCCGACAUCACCCAAAUACUCUCCCACCUCGCCGACGUCUCCGCAGUACUCGCCGACGUCGCCCAAGUACUCUCCAACGUAA